AUGGCACACCAUGCAUGUCUGCUCACAUUCUGGCUUUUCCUGAUCAUGCCUAUGUGGUGUCUGUCCACAAAUAAGAAUGAGUGCAUCUAUCAGGGAGAAGAAGGCAGCCAAAGUUUCUACCAGGAUGGAGAUGUUAUUCUGGGAGGCCUCUUCCCCCUGCAUUACAGCCCUGUUCCAACAGAGAGAUUUUUCCAAAGCAAACCUGCAGCAACUGAGUACAAGGACUUUAGUUCUCGAGCCCUGAGGUGGAUGAGGACGAUGACCUUUGCAGUGGCAGAGAUUAACCAGAGGCAGGACCUGUUACCAAAGCUGUCUCUGGGCUAUCACAUUCAUGACAGCUGUGAUGACAUACCCGUGUCAGUGAAGAGAUCACUGCUCCUGGUCAAUGGGCAGCCAGAGAAAGAAAGAGGAGCAAGCUGUGCAGAUGUGCGCAGGCAGCCAUCUCCUGUCAUAGUGGGAGAUGCUUCUUCAGGUGUGUCCAUGGCUGUGCUGAGAACUCUGGGCUCAUUCCAAAUACCUUUGGUAAGCUACUUUGCAUCCUGCUCCUGUCUGAGCAAUAAGAAAGAGUUCCCCUCAUUUAUGCGGACAAUGCCAAGUGAUGAAUUUCAGAUUAAAGCUUUAGCAAAGCUAGUCCACUAUUUCCAGUGGAGCUGGGUAGGGCUUAUAGGCGCAGAUUCAGACUAUGCACGAUUUGCCAUUCAGCUGUUUCUGAAGGAGUCUGUCAGGUAUAAUGUGUGCCCUGCAUAUGUGCACUUCUACCCCGUCAUUCUCUCCAAAGAAGCACUGAGGGAGUUAAUGAACAUUAUUCGAGACUCCACAGCCACAGUCAUACUCAACUUCUCUAGUGAAUCAACGCUGCAGACCAUCCUGCAAGAGUGCCGACGACAAAACAUCACGAAUCUGCAGUGGAUCGCCAGUGAAGCCUGGGCCACAUCAAAUGCCCUGUGGGGUGAUUUUAGUGAUCUAUUACAGGGGACACUGGGUUUUGCCAUUAGGAAGGGGGAAAUCCCGAGCCUAUAUAGAUACCUCACAUUGCUGAACACCUCCAACAUUCAAACCUCCCAUUUUUUAUCUGAAUUUUGGGAGGACACUUUCAACUGCCGUGUCAAUGGAUCCUUAAAUACACACAUACACAGACAGGAAGCCCUGAACAGAGUUGCCUGCACUGGGAGGGAAAGUCUGGAUGAUGUGUACACCCUCUAUUCAGAUGUGUCACAGCUUAGAGUGUCCUACAAUGUAUACAAGGCUGUGUACCUUAUAGCACAUGCCUUGCAUGAUAUGAGCACCUGUGUUCCAGGACAGGGCCCCUUUCAUAAUGGAACGUGUGGGAGCCUAAAGUACCUUCUGCCAUGGCAGCUAUUGAGCUACAUGAAACGAGCAAACUUUACAACUCUGGGUGAGGAUGUGAGCUUCGAUGAGCAUGGGGAUCCCAUUGCCUCUUAUGACCUGAUGAGCUGGCAGGUUGCGAGUGAUGGCUCGCUUCAGUUGGUGAAAGUGGGCUUCUAUGAUGCCUCACUGAAGGAUGAGACGAACCUAGUCAUAAAUGAUUCAGUGAUUAUGUGGCACAGUGGGAACAAGGCACCGGUGUCAGUGUGCAGCCAAAGUUGUUUGCCAGGCUCCAGGAAGGCCAGGCGAAAGGGUGAACCCAUAUGCUGCUUUGACUGCAUACCAUGCGCUGAGGGAGAGAUUAGCAAUGAAACAGACUCAAAUGAUUGUUUGAGAUGCUCAAGGGAGAUGUGGCCAAACCAAGCCCGAGAUCAAUGCUUGCCUAAGGUCUUGGAAUACCUGUCCUUUUGGGAGCCACUGGGUAUAGUGCUCUGGGUGGUUUCGACUAUUGGAGCCUGUCUGACUGUGGCAGUGCUUUGUGUGUUUGUGAUGUAUAGGAAUACCCCUGUCAUCCGAGGCAACAAUAUGGAACUCAGCUUCAUGCUUCUCUUGUUCCUUUGUGUGUGCUUUCUGAUAGGUCUGACAUUCAUUGGCAAGCCCACUGAUUGGCGCUGUCAGAUCAGAUACACAGCCUUUGGAAUCAGCUUUGCGCUCUGCAUUGCUUGUAUCUUGGCUAAAACCACUGUGGUUCUGAUGGCUUUCAGGGCCACUCUUCCUGGUAGUGAUGUCAUGAAGUGGUUUGGACCCGCUAAGCAGAGAUUCAGUGUCAUAUUCUGCUCUUGUAUUCAAGCUCUUGUUUGCAUCAUAUGGCUAACGACCAAGCCUCCCUUUGCUGCUAAUAGAACUCAGUUUCUGAGUGCUACUAUAAUUGUAGAGUGUGAUGUGGGAUCUGAGAUAGGAUUCUGGUGUGUGUUGGGAUACAUUGGCCUCUUGGCUUGCACAUGCUUUUUAACAGCUUUUUUGGCCAGAAAACUUCCAGAUAAUUUCAACGAGGCAAAAUGUAUCACUUUCAGUAUGGUCAUCUUUUUUGCUGUGUGGAUAACCUUCAUCCCUGUUUAUGUGAGUACUCGUGGAAAGUACAUGGUUGCUGUGCAUGUGUUUGCCAUAUUAGCUUCUGCUUUUGGUCUCCUUUUGUGUAUAUUUGCUCCAAAAUGUUAUGUUGUGCUGUUGAGACCUGAAAAAAACAUUAGAAAGAAUAUGAUGAAAAAAUAG
This is a messenger RNA of Electrophorus electricus (electric eel), 2598 nucleotides long. Its product is annotated as extracellular calcium-sensing receptor-like. Lineage: Eukaryota; Metazoa; Chordata; Actinopteri; Gymnotiformes; Gymnotidae. The record is from RefSeq and is a predicted model, not a curated record. Gene Ontology annotation, molecular function: G protein-coupled receptor activity. Gene Ontology annotation, cellular component: plasma membrane. Gene Ontology annotation, biological process: G protein-coupled receptor signaling pathway.